Molecule: messenger RNA, 717 nt
Organism: Protopterus annectens (West African lungfish)
Lineage: Eukaryota; Metazoa; Chordata; Ceratodontiformes; Protopteridae
Product: solute carrier family 22 member 18-like
Exons: 5
Coding region: 151-702 (183 amino acids)
Biological process (GO): transmembrane transport
Molecular function (GO): transmembrane transporter activity
Source: RefSeq, a predicted model, not a curated record
GUGGAGGCGCUUUUUGGAUUUGCAGCAAAAAGUAAUCUUUGAGUUUGUAGUCCAGGAAACAGUCUCAUCGUUACUUGCUGCUGCAGAAAAAUAAAUAAAGUUACUUUUCAUUUUUUAAACGCACAUUACAGUACCUGUAAUCAACUCACCAUGAGUUCAGAGACCCUUGCAGUGAAAGGUGAAGGCCACUGGAACAAACUGAGUGUGACCUCAGAGAGCCAUGCCAAAGAAAAGAGCGAAAAGUCAUUUGUAAUUCGUAUGACAUACCUGUUUUUAGUACUGGAUGUGACCUGUUUGUUUAUGCAGCUUGGAAUUAUACCAUACUUGGUGAAAAAAAUGGGUCUGAGCUUAGUUUGGUUUGGAUAUCUUCAGACAACGUUUGGCAUUUUACAGCUCAUUGGAGGUCCUGUAUUUGGCAGGUUUGGAGAUUUGUUUGGUGCUCGCACUGCAUUGACCAUCUCCUCCAUGUCUGCAGCUGUGUGCUUCUUUCUACUUGGAAUAUCAUCUAAUGUCACACUUCUGUUUCUGUCAAGGACCCCGUCCAUAUUCAUGCAUGGAUUACCAGGAGCCCAGAUGGUUGUGACACACUUGUCAAGUCCAGCAGAACGAGCUGAUGCUCUUGGAAAACUUGGUCUUUGUUUUGGAAUAGGAAUGAUUGUUGGUCCGUCACUAGGUGGAGUUCUUUCUUCUCGUUUUGGGUAAGUAAUCUUCUGGUGA